AUGAGUGAAUGUUGGUUAAAUGUUGUUGUGGUUUAUGUAGUUGGACAAAACCCUACUCUGAAUGCUAUCACUCAAUAUGUUAAGUCUCAAUGGCAAACCCAGGAAGAGACUCAAGUGUUUAAGCAUGAUGAAGGUUUCUUUAUUGUUAGACUGAAGUCUAGGGAGGAAAGGGAUAAUAUUCUGUUUUCAAGGCCUCACUUAUUCUUUGGUAAAGCUAUGAUAGUUAAGCAAUGGAGUGCCAGUUUUAACUUUCAUGAGGAAGUUUUAAAGGUAAUUCCAAUUUGGGUAAAGCUGCCAAACCUACCUAUGAAUUGCUGGGGAGAGGACUCUUUGAGUAGGAUAGGCAGUGUACUAGGUGUCCCACUUUAUGCGGAUGAAUGUACCAUCCAGGGCUUACGAAUUUCUUAUGCUCAUUUGUUGAUUGAGAUGGAUGUUACUCAGGAAAUACCUAAAGAGUUGGUAGUGGAAGACCCUAAUGGUACUGUAUUCAAACAAAAACUGGUGUAUGAUUGGGUUCCUACAUUUUGUAAAAAAUGUCAGGUAGUGGGUCAUAAAUUUGGAGGUAAAAGUGUUGCUCCUAGUAGAGUUGUUCAAAGGUGGAUUCCUAAGAAAGUAGUGCCUGUUGAGAAGACUGCUAUUCCGAUACCCCCCACAAUCUUAGUAGAUGCAGAACAAUUAGUGGAGGAUCUGGUGCAGGAAAAGACUGUGGAGGUAAAUGAGGUUACAGAAGAACCUGUUGUUACUCCUAUUAUUACCCCUGUUUCCAGUCCUGCACCAGAUGAAGGAUAA
Messenger RNA from Beta vulgaris subsp. vulgaris (sugar beet), 789 nucleotides. RefSeq lists its product as uncharacterized. The transcript has a single exon. The record is from RefSeq and is a predicted model, not a curated record. NCBI's taxonomy places the organism in Eukaryota, Viridiplantae, Streptophyta, Magnoliopsida, Caryophyllales, Amaranthaceae. Bases 1 to 789 code for a protein of 262 amino acids.